UCCGGACCAUGUCCGCUAAGCUCCUGCCGGUUUUCUUCCUCCUCUCAGUGUUCCACGCUUGUUCUAGAAAGGUUGAAGAGGAUGAAUAUGAAGAUGGAACUAACCAAGAAUGGGUUUUAGCUCCAAAAACACAAGACAGAGAUGUGACUCUCAUACUAAACAAGCUGUUGAGAGAGUAUGACAAAAAGCUGCGGCCAGAUAUUGGAAUAAAACCAACAGUUAUUGAUGUUGACAUUUAUGUUAACAGCAUUGGUCCUGUAUCAUCAAUAAAUAUGGAACAUAAAGCAGUAGGAAAUUGGAUGCUGAAAGGAAAUCUUCUCUAAUGAGGGCCUUGCAAAGCCUUAUUGCUACAGCUUG
Ficedula albicollis (Collared flycatcher) is the source of this 357-nucleotide messenger RNA. RefSeq names its product gamma-aminobutyric acid receptor subunit gamma-3-like. Gene Ontology annotation, molecular function: GABA-A receptor activity; extracellular ligand-gated monoatomic ion channel activity. Gene Ontology annotation, biological process: chloride transport; gamma-aminobutyric acid signaling pathway. Gene Ontology annotation, cellular component: membrane. Bases 9 to 323 code for a protein of 104 amino acids. NCBI's taxonomy places the organism in Eukaryota, Metazoa, Chordata, Aves, Passeriformes, Muscicapidae. The transcript is spliced from 4 exons. The record is from RefSeq and is a predicted model, not a curated record.